AUGUCUAUUGCGAAUUCAUUUCUAAAGUCGUUAUGCGAAGAAUCUCAUCAUUUGUCAAGAGUUAACUCUCAAAUCGAUCUCUUGAGGUUUUGGAAGUAUUUUAUGGAAAUCACGUCUUAUAUCUUAUCCAAUGGAUCUUGGAUCAUUAAAAAAAAAAACGGAUAUAUCUUGGCUGAUACUCAAGAAGUACUCUUACCAGUGUUAUCAAUCAGCUUAAAUUACCAGAUUGGAGAACCUUUAUCUAAUUUCCAGGAUGAUGAACUUAAAUUGCUUGAUUACGAUAUAUUUUCGUAUAAAUUUCACGAGGGCUCUAAAUUACCCGAUUUCGAAAAUCCUUUGUCCAAAUUACAGGAUUAUGAUGAGGAGCUUAAAUUACUGAUAACCCUUUAA
Molecule: messenger RNA, 390 nt
Organism: Funneliformis geosporum
Lineage: Eukaryota; Fungi; Glomeromycota; Glomeromycetes; Glomerales; Glomeraceae
Source: the annotation of a GenBank genome assembly